UGUUGAGGUGUUAUGUAGUCAGAGUGGGGAAUCUUGCAAAGUUGCGUUUUGAAAUGCAACUUUUUAAAAAUGUGCUUCAUUUUGCUUCACAGAUGGAGAGCCCCGUCUUCCCAAUGGUAGGAGAAUUAAUCUUGAAUGUCCAGCUUGUCUUUUAAAUCCAAUAAAAGACAAGCUUGUGUAGGCUUGUGGUGCAAUGCUCUGCAAAGUUACCUACUGAUUCUGAUACCUACUCACAGCGACUGACCGCCUGCAUUCUCCCCUGAGAAAUAUAAUUGAACCGUAAAUUGUUGAGCAGAAACAGUAAAGACAAAGUGAGACUUUAAUGUUUCAGUUUUUUACUAGUUUUCUUUCUCCAGCAGGCAGAGUGAGGGGGAAGCCUGCUGCUGCUGAUGUUGUGUCAUUCAUUUCCUCUAAUGGUGCCACUGAUUUCUGAUCUUAUCCAGCUGAGCAAAGAUCUAAAACUCAACCGCUGUCUUCUUCUGCUCUGCAGUGAGAGGUUUGACUGACAGACCGGCCCACCAGGUCAGGUCUGUGCAUUUGCAGUUAACAAUAUUCACCCCACUGUUGCCAACACAGCGACUUUCUUUCUGCGUUUAGCGACAUUUCAGACAAAACAGAAAUGGAAUUCCGUAGUCCCCGUCUCUGCAGAUUCUCAACCCGUCAAACGGAGGACGUCAUGGUUCACUUUCCUAUAUGAUCAGAUUGGAUGAUAUUUUACCGCAGAACAUCUAGCAGCCCUGCAUGUGAUCAAACCAGAUGUGAAACUCUCUGUUUGCUGCAACAAGCAACCCUCAACCACCAGAUCGACUCGACACCUCAGUCAGUGAUCAGUAUCUGUUUAAGAAAGUUCAACAUGAAGUGGAUUACUCUUUAUCUCCUAACACUCUGCUUCCCUACAACCAGAGCUCACUGUAAACCUGAGAAUGUUAGUGAUGAGUGUAUAAAAGAAAAUCCUGUAAUGUGGACCAGGUGCUAUGACGUUAAAAUUAUGGAGUGCAAACCACGGGGUCGAGCCACAGGGUUUGUUAAUGUCGACACCGACCCAUCAGUCCAGGCUGAGUUAGGCCCCACAUCCAAGCACGAAGUUCGAAUCCCAUCAUCAGCUCUUCAGAGAAUCAGAAGAACACCAUCGGAGGAAACUGUCCAGGUGGUUGCCUCUGUGAUCAACAGCACAUUCUUUCAGAAAACUCCUCGGAGCACAGGAAGAAGCAUAAUUCCCCAGCCGACUGUCAGAGUAGAGGGAACUGUUUUAGGAGGGCUGGUCCUGUUUGUGAAAGCUGGAAAGCAGUCAGUCAACAAUCUUACUGAGCCUAUCCAGUUAAUCUUCAAACACAAUAAAACGGAGAACAGUGGAACAUGUGUGUUUUGGCAGGAGGAUAAAACAGAGUGGAGAACUGAAGGCUGUUAUACCACUAAGACUGAAGAUGAAUUUAUCUGCAGCUGUGAUCAUCUGAGCUUUUUUGCUGUGCUUGUGAACCCAGAAGUGAAGGUGGAUGAAGAUCAUGCUAAGGCUCUCAGCUACAUCACCUACGUUGGAUCGGUGCUCUCUGCCUUCUUUGCUUUCAUCAGCCUGUUCAUCUAUGUUGGUCUGCAUCGACGGCGUUCGGAGAAGGCCCUCAGCAUCCACAUGCAGCUAACGGGGGCGUUGUUGUGCCUCCACCUCGGCUUCCUGACUGGCAGUUUCUGGACUUUUCUGCUAGAUGAGAACAAGUACAGCUGGGUUUGUGGAGGUCUGGGCCUCUUCCUGCACUGGUCUCUGCUGGCCACCGUCACCUGGGUGGCUGUGGAAGGAUUCCACCUUUACCUUCUCCUCAUCCGGGUCUUUAACGUCUACGUCAGAAGAUACCUGCUCAAACUCUGCCUGGUGGGAUGGGGUUUUCCUACUCUUGUUGUGGCAAUUUGUGGGCCUUUAGGUGUCUAUGGCAGAUACACUCUGAAAACGAGGGAUUCCAACAACCAAACAUCAGAAAUAUGCUGGAUGAAUAGUGACAUCCCACAGACAAAGUUGGUCACAUACAUCACCGUGGCUUUUCUUUUCCUGGUGGUGCUGUAUAAUACCUGCAUGCUGUUGCUGGUGGUGUUUAAAAUGUGGGAGUUACGACGUGGCAGACGAGACCAUGAGUCCAGCAACUGGAAGAAGAUGAGCAAGGAGAACAAGUCCAGGUUAUGGAAGGACGGCGCCACAGUUCUCGGCCUCAGCUGUGUACUGGGGUUACCAUGGGGACUAGCCAGCCUCACCUAUGUUAACUUACCUGGAAUCUACUUGUUCACCAUCUUUAACUCUCUGCAAGGUCUAUUGAUCUUCCUGUGGUCAGUGGCUUUAUCAUGCAAGUCUCGAUCAGAAAACAACUCUUCAGUCCGAGAUCCUUCCACCCAGAAAAUGAUGACAACCAGCUUCAAUAACUGAAUCACUGAUUUCCGCCUAUAUUAGGUGUUGACUGACUAGUGGAUUUCUUUUAUAUGCAUUAUAUUGCAUACAAUUACUCUUUUUGCUAAUGUUAGACUUUUCUAUAAGAUUUAUUUUAAAAGACAGUGCUACAGAAAUAUUAUGUUCUUUGCAUUUAUUUAUUGUUCAGUUUUUAUGUUUAUUAAAUGCAUCAGGAUAUAAAACCUGAUAUCCACCAUAUUGGUUGGACAUCUAUGUCCAUCCAAAGUUUUUCAGUUUAACUGAUAGAUUGAUUUACCCAACCAAACUGUUGGACAGCUGGGGUUUGACUUCUGUGUGGGUGUUUGUUCAGUUCCCACAGUCAUCCACCAGAGGGAGCCAAGAGGUCACUGCUUAAAGGGGAACCUGCUAAGCUAAUUACAAGGACCUGGAAAUUCUCUGCUGCAUCAGCCAAAGCUUAUAAGGAGCGAAAUUGCCAGUCCUCUGAUGCCUGAGUCUUAGCUUUACAUCGUACUCUGGGCCUCCCAAUGUUUGGUCUUUUUAUGUUCCCUGAGUUUUUUUGAUUUUUUUUGUGACUUAAUUUAUGAUCUCCUAGAAAAGCGUCCUAUGCAGCGCUGUGGAUUCUAGUGAUGGUGAGAUGAAACUUCCUGAAGCCCUGAGGCACCACGGUGCUUCAUUUGAUCUGCUGCGACAUCAACUGGACAAUAUGUGUAAAAUCAGCAAAGUGAAAACAACUUGAAGCCUUGCAACAGAGAAACAAGAAAAUUAUGUUUAUGUUUCUGAUACAUAAAUUAUGAUUAUAGUCUUAAUCUGUUCAUAUGAAACAAUGGCUGGAUGAAAAAAAAAACUGGAAACAAUUGGGGGGAGAUAGUUGUGAUCAAUUUGUUACUCUUACCAAGCUAUGUCACUAGGGACAAAAUUACAUUAUUUAUUAUAUUAUUAUAAAAAAAUUAAACUUUGCUUGGAUUUAUGUGA
Molecule: messenger RNA, 3361 nt
Organism: Gambusia affinis (western mosquitofish)
Lineage: Eukaryota; Metazoa; Chordata; Actinopteri; Cyprinodontiformes; Poeciliidae
Product: adhesion G protein-coupled receptor G3-like
Exons: 14
Coding region: 707-2407 (566 amino acids)
Biological process (GO): adenylate cyclase-activating G protein-coupled receptor signaling pathway; cell surface receptor signaling pathway
Cellular component (GO): membrane
Molecular function (GO): G protein-coupled receptor activity
Source: RefSeq, a predicted model, not a curated record